AUGACGUUCAAAAUCAUCGACGUCAGCGGGUCACUCAUCAUCGGAACCCCCAGCUGCCCCAUCCAGUCCGCCCUGGUGUUCACCGUGCCGGGCGGGGACGCGACGUUUGGCAUCAACGCGCUGCCCGGCUCCAAGGUCGACAUCCACGGCACCUUCAUCGGCCGCACCUGGACGCGGCUCGCGUCCACCGCGGCCGCCGGCGCCAAGGCGCUGCUGCUGAAGGAGCCGGUGCAGUGGGCGGCGGGCGACAAGCUGUUUGUGGCCACCACUCUGUGGAAGGACGAGCUGCUGAACCAGAACGAGGUGAUGACUGUCGCGAGCGUCACCCCGGACGGCCUCACCGUGAAUACCGUCGAGGCGCUGCAGUUCAACCACUACGGCGGCGAGUACCAAGCGGAGGUCGGCCUGCUGACUAGGCGCAUCCUCUUCACCAGCGACGCCGCCAGCAGCACCACCGCCCUGGGGCCCCAUACCACAUUUUGGACGCCCGACGCGCGCGUCAGCGGCGCAGGUUAUGAGCGGUGGGGCGCGCGCAACAUCGCCGGGCGCUACAGCGUGCACUUCCACCUGGCGGGGGAGGCCCCCAACGCGUACAUCAAGAACAACGCCUUUUACAACUCAAACUGUCUCCAGGGCCGGUGUGGCGGCGCCGGCGGUCCCGCGGGCGGAGCGAGCCUUACGUCCGCGGGGGGGUCGCUUGUUGACGGUCGCUUCGAAGUCCGCUUCAUUUGCCCUGCAUUCUGA
Molecule: messenger RNA, 744 nt
Organism: Monoraphidium neglectum
Lineage: Eukaryota; Viridiplantae; Chlorophyta; Chlorophyceae; Sphaeropleales; Selenastraceae
Exons: 6
Coding region: 1-744 (247 amino acids)
Source: RefSeq, a predicted model, not a curated record